Molecule: messenger RNA, 807 nt
Organism: Malassezia japonica
Lineage: Eukaryota; Fungi; Basidiomycota; Malasseziomycetes; Malasseziales; Malasseziaceae
Exons: 5
Coding region: 1-807 (268 amino acids)
Source: RefSeq, a predicted model, not a curated record
AUGUUUUGGCGCGGCGCUUGUCUCGGGCGGGGUGUGGCGAGUCCGUACGUGUGUAGGCGCACGUACGCGACGCAGCGCUUGCCUCGCAUCUAUCGCUACUGGAUUGACGUGCACGGCCAGCUCUUUUUGUACGAUACUGUCCCAAAGAACCUCACGUCGUGCUUCAAGUCGGUGCCGUUUCUCAACUUUUUCUAUGCGCGCGUGCAGCCGACACCGACAGAUGCUCCGCGCGGCACGCCGCCCGACGUGCUCACCGGCGAGGAGGAGCACUGGACGGCCGACGCAUCUCGUCUCGCCGAGAUCCUGCGCGCCGGUGGCGACUCUGCCGCGCACGAGCAGGGGUGGCAGGAGCUGUGGGCGGCACUGGCCGGCGAGGGCAUGACGUGGCUCAGCAAGUGCCAGGGCGAGUGGAAUGUCAUCCACGCGGUCGACACCCCGAUCGUCUUUCGCGCGCUGUCGCACGAGGGUGUGCUUUCGUGGGCGGGCGACUAUACGAUGCCGCUGGACCCCUCGGCGCUGCUUGUGCAUCCUGUUUCCGGCUAUCUCUACCACCCCUCUCCCCCAACGCCUCUCAAGCGCGCGCCUCCCGAGCCCUACGGCAAGUACAGCCUGAUUUCGUCCUAUGUCGUGCUGCAGCACCUAGUCGCCGGCCUCGACAUUGACCUCGAGUGCACCGACACGCUGCCGAGCGGCCGGCGGUCGGCCGGCACACUUGCGUGGCAAGGACAGACCUAUACACUCGGCGUGCUCGACCCCCAGGCCGACCUCCCCCCCCAGGCGCCGCCGCAUAGUGUUCAUUGUCCCUAG